Molecule: messenger RNA, 1476 nt
Organism: Cylindrotheca closterium
Lineage: Eukaryota; Bacillariophyta; Bacillariophyceae; Bacillariales; Bacillariaceae
Source: the annotation of a GenBank genome assembly
AUGAGCGCCACUGCCUGCUUGCAACAACAACCACCACCAACAACAACAUUAGGAUCUCUUCAGUGGCCACCAGCACUAGACCCGUGGAUUGUAUUUUCUACCAAACGUAAUGGGAUGACACGACGUCUAAAUGGAGCAAAGUUGUAUUUGUUGAACCGAAAAUCUCAAACGAACUUGACCUUUCAGAUUGUUCAUACCAUGGGAGGACAGGUUACUCGGGAGAUGGAAGAAGCAACCCACGCAUUGUGGAUCCAAAAUUCUCAAGAAGAAGAUUACACCCAGAAUAUUGAAUGCUCCUUGGCCCGAUCAUUGAAUAUUCCCAUUGUCGAUGCAAACUUGUGGUUGCAGGCAGUGACGAACCUUCGAGAUGACCAACACUGGUCUGAAGUGAAUUGCGAGGGAUAUGAACCCAGCAUCAAACGAAGAGACUUGCACCUUGUGGAGUCACUGUCGCAGACACUACAAGUACUGUCCCAAGAGGACCCGAAUUUUCUGGAAGAGAAUGCUCUCAAGCGUGCGUUGGAGCUGUCACUAUUGGAUUGUGCUUUAGUGGUGCGGCAAGGGAAGGAUGCACCAGUCAUGUCAAGAAAGAAUAAUGAAACGGAGACACCCUACCAAGUGCUGGGCGUGGACAAAGCUGCAAGUCGUGCGGAUAUCAAAAAGGCGUAUCGCCGUUUGGCCCGAAUUCACCAUCCCGACAAGGGCGGAUCGGCCUCCGAUUUUGAAAGGAUUGCUCGAGCAUAUCAGUCAAUCCUUGUUUCCUCGACUUCUUCCGUUGUGGAGAAAGGUGGUGGUUCGUUGAAGAGCACAGCACAUUGGGAUUCGGAGUUGAAGGAUCACCGUCGCCUCGUGCAAGAGUUGUUCACAAGUCAUGGGGCCAACUUGGAUUCUAACAUUAGCUCCCAGGUCAAGGUUAUGACAAGUCUUGGUUUACAGGCAGUCGAUGCAGGCUCCAUCAACUUCAAUGAACAAAAUCAGAAGAUUGAAAACUCUUGUUUCUACCUCUCGUUGGCGACAUCGUACUUGUCUGGGAUUGGCGCUAUGGACAAUAUGGACGAAGACAUUUACAUGUUGCGACAAACGGCACUAUCAUUUAAGCGGUUCAUUGAAGCAGCAGUCGUGGCUGCUCAUCCAGAAUGGGUAGCGUCUGGACAAGUUGGUGAACAUGUGCAAGCCUUCUCGGAUUUUUUGGUGUACUUGCUCGAUUCUCGGGAUGCCAUGAUUAGCGACUGGGCCAUUGUCAUUUUCGACACAACCUCCGGUGUCUGUGACAUUUACAAGGGCAAGUAUUACGAGAAGAUGUCAGAGGAGGGAAAGGCUGCGAACACCUUGACCAUUCAAUAUCUACCUGGUCACUAUCAGCCCUUGCUCAUUGAUACUCAUGGAGGAUUGUUGCUUCGACCGAACCUUGACCAAAUACUCAAAUCCUUAGAUGAACAUGGAGUUUUGUACGUUGUUACUGACGGCAGCGCCUAG